AUGGAUGUCCCCGAGCCCGAACAGUCGCCCUUCACGGCCGUGUCUGUCCACACGUCCAAGAUCACCCGGCAAUAUCAAGCCUACCUCGACGCCUCAACCCCGUACGCAACCUACCGCUGGGUCGGAUCCGGCGCACUCCUCUUCCUGUUCUUCCUGCGCAUUAUCUUCGCACAGGGCUGGUAUAUCGUGGCCUAUACUCUCGGCAUCUACCUCCUGAACCUCUUCCUUGCCUUCCUUACUCCCAAGUUCGACCCCUCUCUCACUCAAGAUGAAGGUCUCGAGGACGGUGAUGCGGGGUCCCCCAGCCUCCCCACCAAGAAGGACGAGGAAUUCCGUCCCUUCAUCCGUCGCCUGCCUGAAUUCAAGUUCUGGCACUCCGCCACUCGCGCUAUCGCCAUCGGAUUCGUCUGCGCCUGGUUGCCCAUGUUCGACAUUCCCGUCUUCUGGCCCGUCCUAGUCGUCUACUGGAUCAUCCUUUUCGUGUUGACGAUGCGACGACAAAUCCAACACAUGAUCAAGUACCGCUAUGUACCAUUCUCUUUCGGAAAGACGCGCUAUGGCCGCUCAUAG
This is a messenger RNA of Penicillium brevicompactum, 570 nucleotides long. RefSeq names its product Rer1 family protein. Gene Ontology annotation, biological process: retrograde vesicle-mediated transport, Golgi to endoplasmic reticulum; protein retention in ER lumen. NCBI's taxonomy places the organism in Eukaryota, Fungi, Ascomycota, Eurotiomycetes, Eurotiales, Aspergillaceae. The transcript is spliced from 4 exons. The record is from RefSeq and is a predicted model, not a curated record. The coding region runs from base 1 to 570 and encodes 189 amino acids. Gene Ontology annotation, cellular component: Golgi membrane.